Messenger RNA from Brienomyrus brachyistius, 4938 nucleotides. RefSeq names its product protein inhibitor of activated STAT, 2 (gene pias2). Gene Ontology annotation, molecular function: SUMO ligase activity; zinc ion binding; transcription coregulator activity. Bases 749 to 2584 code for a protein of 611 amino acids. The transcript has 14 exons. Gene Ontology annotation, biological process: protein sumoylation; regulation of transcription by RNA polymerase II. The record is from RefSeq and is a predicted model, not a curated record. Lineage: Eukaryota; Metazoa; Chordata; Actinopteri; Osteoglossiformes; Mormyridae.
GCCGCUUGGAGCGAUGCAGGAUGGUCGCGGCAAGAAAAUGGCGGAUUUUGAGGAGCUAAGGGUACGAGAAAGCAUAUUGUUAGUUAGCAUCCGUACGCUUGCGUUUUGUUGAACUUGUAUUGAGUCCUCAUUUGCGUUAGAUGUAUAUUUUAUGGAUGUAUGAAGUUGUGCUAAAACGAAUGCCAGGUUUCUGAUGCAUUAGCAAAAUGCUUGGCUGUGAUCUGCCUUGCUUGUUUUGAUCAGAAUUAGCUAUCCGGCUAAUUUGGACAUAUCUCUUCGAAAUGCAUCAUUUAUUACUAUAGCCUACUUCAUUUAAAAAAAUGGGAAAUAUUGCAUUAUUUUGCGAGCUAGCUGGUCAACGAUAAAAUAUACAGGGGAAACCAGUGACACCUUGGCUUGUGUUUUAUCCCACAACUGGACUUUGUUCUGCUACUAGCUAUUGUUGUUAGCAGUUAUGUUAUGGGGGCGAAUAGAGACAGCAGCGCCCGAUUGAGUUUUUGAAUGUGUUGUUAUUACUACUAUUUAUUAUCAUUAUGCUUUUGUCAUCGGACUGUUUUUCUAAUAAUUUCUCGACAUUUCCAUUGAGUGCGCCUGUGUGUUGUCCGUUGUGUAUUUUUUCUUUUUUUAACGGGUCUUGGAAUUAUUCUUAAUAUUUUAGAUUUCUUACGAUGGCAUUUGUUAAGGAUUUGUAAAGGAAAAAGGAUAAACACGUAUGAACAAUCAAGCAUGGACCAAAUAAUGAAGGAAUAUGGUAUCGAGUUUCCGGGUGUCAGAGCUACAGGUGUUGUUGGGUUUUGCAGGACGAAACAAAAGUGGUCGCAAGCAUGAACUUUUGCUGAGGGCUUUACAUUUGCUAAAAAGCGGGUGUAGUCCUGCAGUGCAAAUCAAAAUUAAGGAACUCUACCGGCGUCGCUACCCCCGGACUACAGAGAGCCUGCCCGACUUUUCAUCUCUCAAAUCCUCCGUCUUUGCCGCUUCCAUUGUGGACCCUGAUCUCUCCCUUACUACUGGGAAUUCCCACGGUUCCAGCACUGGGACGCACACUUCAGUCUAUUUACACGAGACCAAACCCAGGAUGGACAUGCAGCAGCCAGCGCCUCCCAUCCCUCCUGUCCACCCUGAUGUUCAGAUGAAAUCUCUGCCAUUCUACGAUGUGCUGGAUGUCCUGAUCAAGCCUUCAAGCCUAGGUGCAAGUAGCAUCCAGCGUUUCCAGGAGAAAUACUUCAUCUUUGCCCUGACACCUCAACAAGUGCGAGAAGUCUGCAUUUCCAGGGAUUUUUUACCGGGUGGCCGGAGAGACUAUAUGGUUCAGAUUCAGUUAAGGUUUUGUCUUGCAGAAACGAGUUGUCCCCAGGAAGACAACUAUCCAAACAGUUUGUGUGUUAAAGUAAAUGGAAAGCUUUUUCCUUUGCCGGGUUAUGCUCCUCCUCCUAAAAACGGAGUAGAACAGAAACGACCAGGGAGACCCCUGAACAUCACGUCCCUGGUUAGAUUAUCAUCUGCUGUUCCAAAUCAGAUUUCCGUCACAUGGGCACCUGAAAUUGGGAAGACAUACUCUGUUUCUGUGUACCUCGUCAGGCAGCUCACGUCAUCGCUGUUGUUGCAGAGGUUGCGGAUGAAGGGUAUUCGGAAUCCUGACCACUCCAGAGCACUAAUAAAAGAGAAGCUGACAGCUGACCCUGACAGUGAGAUUGCAACAACCAGUUUGCGAGUGUCACUUAUGUGCCCGCUGGGCAAGAUGCGCUUGACUGUUCCCUGUCGAGCUGUCACAUGCUCACAUCUCCAGUGCUUCGACGCGGCCCUCUACCUUCAGAUGAAUGAGAAGAAGCCCACCUGGAUCUGUCCAGUGUGCGACAAGAAGGCUGCAUAUGAAAGCUUGAUAAUCGAUGGGCUUUUCAUGGAGAUUCUGAAUGACUGCUCGGAUGCUGACGAGAUUAAAUUCCAAGAAGACGGAACAUGGUGUCCAAUGAGGCCAAAGAAAGAAGCGUUGAAAGUGUCGUCUCAGUUUUGUCCAAAAUUGGAAAGCUCAGCUCUGGUGCGGCAGUGCGCGGUAAUGCCCCCCAGCGAGCCCAGCAGCACGAAGAAGGUAGACAUCAUCGACCUCACAGUGGAGAGCUCUUCAGAAGAGGAGGAGGAGGAGGCUGAAGACCCUCCACUUAAAAAGCGCUGCCUCUACAUGGCUAAACCUGAUGAGUCUCCGGCAAAAGGUGUCCUGGCCUAUCAGCCACCAGCAGUGCGGUUGCCAAAUGUCCAAGCCCUGGACCCGUCUUACCUGGCGUCUUCACUAGCAGACUAUGCAGUUCCAUUCCAUCAUUCGACCUUAUCUACCAUUCCCACUGACAUGCAGAGUCUGGAUUUGUUCUCAUUGAUUCAAGGAGAUUCUCAGCAUUACCGCACGCCGAUGUUCCUGGACAACCUCUCCAGCAGCCUGCAGGCGGCGACAGCGUCGGGGGGUGGAGGUCUCAUCUCCUCCUCCAGCCAGUAUGACAACAGCGCUCACAGCAGUGGCUCCGGCCAUAACGAGCCUGGGGUCAUUACGGGCACGGGAGGGACCAACAUAUCAGACAUCAUAUCUCUGGAUUAAUUUGGCACAAGGAGCACCACUUUCUACUUGCGAUAUCAAAUACCGCAAUUCGUACUGAGGAGGUUUGUGUUUUUACAGUUCAAGGAAGUUGAACAUGCAUUUUUUUUUAUGAUUACUAUUCUUAAAAAUUUGCCUUUUGAACCUGAGAUCCUUGAGCGGAAGUGGGAAUGAUUAAGCAGAGUUUAAUUCACUCCUUUUGCCAAUUCCUCUGGCCAUGUGGGCACUCAAAGGGCAGCUCCAAUCAGUAACAAUACUAACUGAUUACAGUAAUGUGGUGCAAUUCUGUGUCCUGUUUAGUCUGAUCAUGUAUAGCAAUAAAAUACAUUUUUCGUACAUGAAGUUGCACAACUUUAACAAUGACGAGAAUGGUAUUCUAUAAAGAUACCUGCAAAGAUGACCUGUUUAUUGUAGAUUGUAUAAGCUAUAUAAUUUCCCUUUUUGGAUUUGUACGUAUAUUCUCGGUUAUUUGCAUUGUUUCAUUUGUUUUUUUUUGAGAAAAGACUCUGCUUAGGGUCUUGAGGGCUGAAAUCAGUGUCCUCGCUGGCUGAUGGAAUAAACGUCAAGAUAUACUAUCAUAAUUUUAGCCCUGUAACAUGAUCCUCUGACACCCCUGUGUAUGUUAAAUUCAUUUUCCUGUACCUCUGUCUCCUCCUUCCACAUGUAUAUAUUUACUGUCUGUGCAUAUACACAUUCUUACCAAAAUUUGUAAUUACACCAGCUGCUGUUAAAAUUCAGUGCAUUGCAGUGUUCCUCAUAAUGCAUAUAACUUAGGAGUCAGAGGUAUGAUGUUGACAUAUGGAACUAUACAUUAUGAAUCCAGUACUGUAAGUAUUAAUGCACUUCUCUAAGUCAAUCACCAGCACAUUUGCAGUGUCUAAUACCAAUUUACGUUUGUAUGUAGAUGGGCCAUCUUCAACUAUUUUGUGAAACUAAACAGAAAACUGUAGCCUUAUCUGUUUCUGAAGAUGACCAGCUACAUGUAAUUUGUAAACUUUAAAAUCUGCAAAUUACAGCCUUACAGAUUUUUUUUUCAAGUGGCAGUGCAAAAAACGGUGCCUCUUGCUUGUAGUGAAACAGGAGCCAGUAGUGGUGUGUUACCAUUGGAGAUUGAGUAAUCAGAAUGCUUGUGCUGACCCCGGUCUUGUCUGUAGGUGGUUCUGAUGGAAAAGUCCACGAGACGUGCUCUGCAGUGGGGCACCGUUUGAUAUUGUACUAUUGUCGGCUGACAACAGGUGGAUACCAUUGUGUGGAGACUUCUGUUCUGAGUCUCAGCCGACUGUGAGUUGGAAAUAUGUUGCAUGUUUUAUUUUUGUGUGUUUAUGCCAGGGAGUUCAUGAGUUCUGGUCUUGGCGAGCCCAUUUCUAAAGACUGGUUAUCCAGCAUUGUUUUAACCAAUUGACAUCCUCCAUGCAAGGGUAGGGGGGUGGAGUUCACAUUUAGGUGCUCAGUCAAGGUAUCAACUGUGGUUAGCCAGUGCUGUUUUGUCCAAUCUGUUCUGUCUGUACUUGUAAGUAACUUUUUACAUCAUUGGCAAGUGAAGUAUUAAAGAGUGGUAAGUGUCUGCAACCUAACAAGAUAUCAGGAUAGUGUACCCAUAACACACCUACAAAUAUAAUGUAGUUGUUUACUACAGUUUGUUUAAAAAAUAAUAAAUUCAGGAAACCCUGAAAUCAUAGCACAUUAAAGCCAAGAAGACUUUUUUUGAGCCGGUUAUUAGGGCCAGGAAAUGUUUUUCUAUUCUGUCCUAACAGCAAACUGAUACAUUUGUUCGACCAGAUUCCUGGACUAGGAUGUUACCUUGGUUUCAAUACUUUUCCUUAAUAGAGUGGAUGUGCAUAGUCUUUACAUCAUAGAACCUGAAAUUCCUGGGGACUGCAGCUUUUUUGAGAUGCUUCAAUUUUUAAGUAAUGAUUUAACACCCAUUUUUCAUAAAUGUACUGACUGUACAGUUACUACAUUCAGUAAUGUUUUAGCAUUUUUUCCCAUAUUGCUGGCUUUUCAGUGUUCUCCAUAGUACUUCUCUUAAGACCAUGAUCUUGUUACCUGUUACAAAAUUUAGUGAUGUAACUUCAGUCCAGGGUUUUGUUUUUAUAUUUUUAUGAAUAUAGAGUUUGCCGUUAUUCGUUACAUAGCUUGCAGGCUGGAGAGUUGUCAGACAAUGCAUGCCCUACCUGUGGCGCCCCCUUUUGGAAUUCUCCAUGUAUACAACUGGCAGGACCAGCUAUCAUCAUAAAGGUCACAUGGAACAAUCUGCCAGUGGUAUGUAACACAAUGAAGACAUGCUGAUUUGUGCUUGACUGUGGCAGUGUCUUGUUAAAAAAUAUUCUAAUAAAUAUUUAUUUUUUUUCUUUUUA